CGGAUGUGACAUCAUCACGACGUGUUGACGCAGCUUUGACUGUGGAGGCGACUGUUGUGCUUCCCUGACAGUAGCUAAUAUUCGUAUAAUUCUUUUUUCAAUACUUUUUUUUUGUUAUCGCAGUGCGAAUGACAGCGACACAUUUCAUGUAGUGUAAACCAUAGAAGAAUCGAUUCCAUGGAGGUCGUGGACAGCCCGCUUAAUCUCGCUCAUCAGCAGUGCAGGAAGGCAGACCGUUUGCUGGUGGCUGGAAAGUAUGAAGAGGCCAUCUCCUGUCAUGGAAAAGCAGCAGAUCUUUUGACAAAUGCAAUGAAGACAACCGAGUGUAAGCAGGCCUGUCUGUCCAUGGAGCUGCAAAGGGACAGUCAUAUCAAACAGCAGCGACUGAUCCAAGAGCGCUUGAAGAGAGAGGCUCGCCGUGAGGCAACAAAGGCCCGACCUGGCCAGGUGCAGCUCUCCGGCAGCCCAGCCCUCCCGUCUCAAGCCCAGUCCGCCGGCCAGCUCCAGCCCCACGGUUCCCCAGGCCUCUCGGCUGAAGAGGGUGUAGGAAUCAGGGAGAGGGAGUACGACACCUUGCUCUACCAACUUCAGACUCGGCAGACUGGCGGCUGCCAGCCUUUGACUCCACCAUGCCCUGGAUCUAAGACCACCAAGGACGACAAAACUCGCCUGGAAGAACAACAGACCACAAUCAAUGACCUGCGGCGCCUGGUCGACCAACUAAUGAAUGAAAACCAGCGGCUAGCAAGCGAGAACAAGCAGUUACAAUCGGAAAACGCCCGGCUGCGCUCAGAGGCAUGCGAGGCGGCAGACUUUGUGGAGCGCUCGGAGCUCUGGGUGCUCCCUCAAACAGGUGGCGCUAUGGGAACAGGGGGUGGGCAGGAGAGGAAAAGCACAGGGAAGGGAAAGGAGAUCGCAAUCCCUCAGCUGCCACCGCUGGAGAUGCCAGCUCAGGAAGAUCUGUGUUUGGAUGAUCUGCCUCCUCUGGAGCUGCCAGAGGACAUCCAGAAUGAACUACAGGAGCUACUGGACAGGGACAAACUGUGAUACGAGACAUGUCUCUCUCACACACACACACACACACA
Molecule: messenger RNA, 1085 nt
Organism: Perca fluviatilis (European perch)
Lineage: Eukaryota; Metazoa; Chordata; Actinopteri; Perciformes; Percidae
Gene: nrbf2b
Product: nuclear receptor binding factor 2b
Exons: 5
Coding region: 178-1047 (289 amino acids)
Biological process (GO): autophagy
Source: RefSeq, a predicted model, not a curated record